GUGGGGAAAGACGUAGCCAUUCAAGAUGGCGAAGGACUUGGACAAGCUCUUGGAUGAGGUUGAGUCCAAGUUUUGCAGACCAGACCCACUGAGACUGGGCACGGUUGAGCAGCCCAAAGGCUGCGGCGGCGGCGGCACUCUCAGCGACGACCGGAACCGAGCCGAGGCGAAAGAGAAUCUCAGAUCAACGGAAACAUUUAAAAAAGAAGAUGAUCUUGACAGUCUCAUUAAUGAAAUAUUUGAAGAGCCCAACUUUGAUAAAAAAUCCUUUAAAUUAAAAUCUAAAUCUUCAGGUAACACAUCUGUCAGAGCUUCCAUUCAAGGCCUUGGUAAAAGUUGCAGCCCCGUGUACCUAGGUGGAAGCACUGCUCCAUGCGGUGUUGGAACAACAACUUCACAGAGAGCAUGUGACCAUCUACGUUGUAUAGCAUGUGAUUUCCGGGUAGAAAGCUAUGAUGAUUAUAUGUGGGACAGAUCAUGCGAUUAUAUGUUUUUCAGGAACAACAUGCCAGAAUUCCACAAAUUAAAAACAAAGUUGGUAAAGAAGAAAGGAGCACGGGCAUAUGCCUGCCAGUGCAGCUGGAGAACUGUUGAAGAACUGACUGACCUUCAGAGCGCUCAUCAGCUGCGUUGGGUGUGUGGUAGACAUUAAGAAUGCAGACUUUUCACAUUCAGACUAAUGCAUCCAUGAAAGCAAUAUCCAUUAAUUAUCAUAAUAUUUAGGUAAUGGUACAUAGCAGUAUCGUGCCCUUUGUAAAAAGACAAGAAAUUUCACUUAAUGACUGUACCCACUUUCAAAGACCAAAUGGACUUACGAAGAUAAUGUGCUUUAUUUAACAUUUUAGAAAUAGUCCCCUUUUGAUAUAUGGACGUUUCACUUUGUAAGUAAGGUAACAAGUUAUCCAAAUACUUCUUUGCCCGCCUGUCUCCCGUUUUAAGGCAGUUUAGUUACAGAGUUUUAUACCAAUUUAUAGCCAUUCAUGAACAACUGCAGUAUUACUGACUGCCAGUACACUUAGCAUAAACGUCCCCUAUCAGGGGAUAGAGCCGGCCGGUGCAGAGGUCCCUGAGGGGUGUACACACCACCUCGUCCAGUCAGAGCUGUUGCUGCGAAAGAUACUAGUCUAGGUAUGGCGGAACCGUGUGAGCCGUGACUAACCGAAGGGCUUUCAGGAGUACAGGUAUUCUGUGAAUAAAUACACUGCCUGUAUCUGAUCUUACCUCACCAACUUAAAGUGAUACUAUGUACAAUAAUGAUAAGUAUCUAUUACAGAUUUUAGCUUAUUUCCCCUUUUGUUCAUUUAGAUAUCAGAAGUCAUUUAGUUUGUAAUUUAACAAAUACCCAUUUAUAUAUAAAAAUUUUUUGGCUGCACCUAAAAUCACAAGGGAAGAUCCUAAUACAGACAGGUGAUUGGUUUUUUCAAUACUUUGUAGCCUUUAAAGGCUAAAACUCUAAUCAAGUAAAAUGAACAGCAAGUAGGAUAUUUUCUCAGGCAGCCUGUUGAUUUUUCUGGUAGAAUCAGAUUGACAUAUUGUUUAUUAAAUAAGUGUAUGAAAAGAGAAAUAAAGCUUAGCCGAACCAGCCUGUUGACUCCUCUUUGACCCUGACAUCAGCGAGAGCGGGAGGACCCCGCGGCAGCAGCACAUUCAGGAAACCAGUUACCUCGGAAUUGCCCUCUACCUUCGAGAGAUUCUGGGGGCUUCCCAGUCUGCCAAAAGCUCUUUAGUGUAUGGGUCUAAUAAAUAGUUCAGAUGUGGGACACAAGGCAUGCUGAAAGGGAGUCAUGGAAGGAAAGCUGUGGUCUGCCUAGGCUUAUGCUGAAUCCAGCCACCUAAGCAAAGGAGAAAAAUCUGGUCGUUAAAAUCUUUUUCCUAGCCAUGUCACAUUUGCACUUGGGUACGACUUACUUUAGUAAGUCUAGCAUUGCAACAGAACAAAUCUGCGGGCAGAUACUCCCAUUUGUAUUAAGAAUAUGUUUAUUGAAUACGUGUAUUGAAGAUCUUAUCUUUCAAUAAAAAUGUUUACUCCCUAAAAUUUUAUCUCACUGUAAUGAAUCCAGAAACAGCAAAGGAUUUGGAUUGAAGUCACCUAUUUCAUAAAAAUAGCACAGCAACAAAGUCUACACAUUCUGAACCCCGUGGAAUUUGGCACAUAGUCAUAAUGGUGAUGUUUGCUUUUUAUUCAAAUGAACAAAUUUACUAAAUUAUUAGCUUGAAUAUAUACUUUAUUAUUUCAUCAUAAUUAUCCUAUAACUUGGAUAGAAUGCCCAUGUUUGGCAUUUUAUAACAUAGUAAUUGUAAUAAUUCCCCAAUGUCAGAUACGUAUGUAUGACUUCAUAUUUUUGUGGGCAAUUUACUUUAUAAGCUUUUUAAUAUUGUACAGUUUCUAAUCUAAAAUGUAGAAAGAAUAUUCUGUUUGUGUACAAAGGGAUAAAUUAUCAGUUGUAAUUUAAGCCAAAAUGCAAUUACUUUAGUAUCAUUGUAGAAGAAAAGCAUAGUUUCUGAUGAGCUAUAAUUUUAAAAUGCAAAAUCUGUAAAACCUAUAAGAUGUUUUGCCCAUUCAUUUUCAAUGCUGUAAUAAUUUUCUGCCUUUCGCAAGUAUCUAUUUUUUGUCAAGCCAGGUAACUGCUUUAUUUGAACUGUAUUAUAUUC
Messenger RNA from Pteronotus mesoamericanus, 2652 nucleotides. RefSeq names its product cilia and flagella associated protein 418 (gene CFAP418). Gene Ontology annotation, cellular component: cytosol. NCBI's taxonomy places the organism in Eukaryota, Metazoa, Chordata, Mammalia, Chiroptera, Mormoopidae. Bases 26 to 652 code for a protein of 208 amino acids. The transcript is spliced from 6 exons. The record is from RefSeq and is a predicted model, not a curated record.